AUGGGUGGAGGAAAAUGGCCGCCGCGGGUGCGCGAGGGAGACGCGGAAGACGAGGGAGGCGUGGAGGCGUCUUGGGAAUUGCUGCCGCUGUCGCCGUCAGGAUCAGACAGUGAACACUCGGACACGGAGCGACUGGAAGACGAGGAAACAAAGCAGUUGAAGGGCGUGGACACGGAACAGUCAGAAAAUAAGAAUGCGGAGCGAUUGGAGCACGGAUUACGAGUGCUGGUUUCUGAUGGAAUCGAGAUUUCAGGCGACGUAUGUGCUCUCUGCGAUAGUGUUGUUGCUGACGUCGACUCCCCGCCUGCUGACGGCGACUCCCUGCUUUCUGACGUUGAAUCCCCACCUGCUGACGUUGAAUUUCUUCCUACUGACGUCGGCUCGCAUCCCGUGGAUGUGGAGCGCCCUGGCGUGCCCGAGACUACGUCAGAUGACGGCCACCUCACGCAUCAGCAGCCAGCUGAUCAGACGGCUGAGCUGACGGCCGAAUUGACGGCUGACCGUCAGCAGCAGGUAGCUGAGGAGACGGCUGGAGAGGGGCUGGUGGCUGCUCCCGUAGCUUGUCCAGACGCCGUUGACGCCACCUCUCACGCUGCGAACGAGGGAGGGGACGGGAGCGAGGGGAUUCUAAGCGAGGGUUGGAAGGAUGACAAGAGUGAAGGAAGUGAGAUACCGCAGGAGCAGGAGAAAACGAGGAGCGUUCUGCUGCUGGUCGAGGCUGAUCUCUCCUCUGCCUCCGCCUCUGGUGCUGCUACCGCCUCUGGUGCUGCUACCGCCUCUGGUGCUGCUACCGCCUCUGGUGCUGCUACCGCCUCUGGUGCUGCUACCGCCUCUGGUGCUGCUGCUGCCUCUGGUGCUGCUGUCGCCUCUGCUACCGCCAGCAGCAACGAUCAGGCGAAGCUGGCUCAGCGCCUGGCUGGCGCUCUGCUGCACAGCGCAGGUGCCACCCCCCCUUCUCCGGGAGGCACAGAUGCAUCGCCCCCAGGUGCCACCUCCCCCGCUCCUCUGCCACUCAGGCCGGCUGUAGGAGAAGGCUCUUUGGGGGGUUUGCCUGCCUUGGGGGAGUUGAGCUCAUCUUUGUUGGUGGUGCCGUUUGCCCCAGCAGCAGCUGAUUUUCUGCUGGCGGAUAUUCUCGCGUCUGGGCUCGAACCACUGCCUGCUGCCACUGCUGACGUGGACAAUUUGAAGACUAGCAGCCAAUCAGCGGAUGCCACCUUAGCGGCAGGUGUCACCUCUUCUUCGUCUUUCAAUCCAGUGCCACCAGUGCACGUGUCAGUGGCUGUGCUUGUGCUCUCUGCAACGGACCUGAACGAAGUCCGGCUAUUGCUGUGUGAAAGGGAAGAGAAAAGGUGUGAGAAGGAGGAGGGGAAGGAGGUGGGGCGAGAUUCUACUGCUGCUGCUGCUGCUGCUGCUGCUCUUGUGAAGCAGCUCCGGGAGCAGUACGAUGUGCUUCGUCUCGCAUUUAGAUACAUCCAAGGCGCUCCGCCCAUUGCUCUCCUUGACACCCACUGCCUCUCACCUGAUACCUUCUCCCACUGCCGUUCCUUCCUCCUCUCCUCGCUGCACCUCCCCUCCUCGUGGCCCGUCUUGUCCAUCCCCUCUCUGCUGAAACCACCUGGCGAGUUGGAUUCACCUGCACCUGCCAAUGCAUCUGAGACCGAAGGAUUGCCUGAGAAAUCACCUGAGGAGGCAUCGGCUGCGCAGGAAUCACCUGAAGAAUCACCUGACAGCAGCAACAGCAGCAGCGUAAUCGAGGAAUCAGCCCGCGUUCUCUGCCCCGCCUCUGUGGGAGCUUUGCUUUGCUCGGUGAUGCACAUAUCUAGCCUCUCACUUGAGCUGAAGCAAGUGGGGAUGAAGAAUCAAGCAGGUGCGCAGGGAGUGGGGAUGAAUCGAGAAGGGGUGAGUGGAGCUGAUGCAAGCAGGUCAACCGAGUCAACUCAGUCAACGCAGCCAGAGGAGUCCAACAAGUGGGCGGCGCUUUGGCACGCAGCAGAUGCCCUCUCUUCCGGCCGGCUCUCCCACACCCUCACCACCGUCACCCCACACCUGCACCACCUGCACCAGAUAGCAUCUGCUCUCAUCGUGUCAACUGCUCCCAUCCGAAAGCAACAAUUUGAAGUGCUGUAA
Messenger RNA from Closterium sp. Naga37s-1, 2127 nucleotides. Lineage: Eukaryota; Viridiplantae; Streptophyta; Zygnematophyceae; Desmidiales; Closteriaceae. The record is from the annotation of a GenBank genome assembly.